CCUGCGCCGACCACGCUCGGGGCUCCGUCCAUCGCCACCAGAUGCUGGCUCGCUCUCGCCUGCCUGCCGCGUUGCCGCUGCGCCGGCUGCUGAGCACCAAGGCCAUCCCGCCGCCAAAGCUGUUUGACUACGCCACCGUCACAUCGCACAUCCACGUCUCUGACGCAAUCUCGGCGGUUGAGGCUGCCUUUGGCGCGCUGGCUCGCGGCAAGGUGGACGUGCCCUUCCCGAUGCACAUUGGGAUCGACGAGACGGCCAGCGCGGGGCCUGGCGACUGCCACAUCAAGGGCGGCUACGUCUCCGGCGAGUCGACCUGGACCGUCAAGCUCGCGUGCGUCUCGUUUUACAAGAAUGUCGCCGACGGCCUCCCCCCGGGCGGCGGCAUCUUCGUGGUGAUGAACGCGAAGAACGGCGCGCCGCUCGCCGUGAUCCAGGAGAACCGCUUCCUGACCGACGUGCGGACCGGCGCCGCCGGCGGCAUCUCGGUCAAGUACCUCACCAAGCCGACCGACAAGACGGUUGGCUUCAUCGGCACCGGCGCGAUCGCAAAGUCGAUGGCGCGCGCCACCGCCGCGGUGCGGCCCGGCUUCACGGGCUUCGCGUACGGCGCCGACGCAGAGAUGGCGCAGUCCUUUUGCGACGAGAUGCGGGCGGAGCUCGGGUGCGAGUUCACGGCGGUGGGGUCGGCGGAGGAGCUCUGCGCGAGCGCCAAGGUCGUCUUCACGCAGACCCCCGGCUCGGCGACCGUGCUCGAGCGCUCGAUGCUGCAGCCGGGCAGCACUGUGAUUGCGUCUGGCUCGGACCAGCCGACCAAGCAGGAGUUGCCCGUCGACCUGCUCGCCAACUGCAAGUACGUCUGCGACCUCGUCGGCCAAGUGUCGAAGGUGGGAGAGCUGCGCUCUGCGCUGGCGGCGGGCGCGAUGACGGAGGCGGACGUGUACGCCGAGCUAGGCCAGGUCGUCAACGGAGACAAGCCCGGCCGCGAGGGGGACGAGAUCAUCGUCUGCGACUUGACGGGCACCGGCGCGCAGGACGCCGCCAUCGGGCAGGUGGCGUGGGAGAAGCUCUCGAAGCUCUGACCGCCGUACAGAACGAGCCGCCGCGCGCCGCGCCGCCACUGGCCGCUCCGCGCGCGGCGCGCGAGCGCGGGCUUCGACGCCGAGGGGGGGCGUUCAACCCGCCGCGGGGCGCCUGACCCCGCCCCCGUUUCAUUUAAUAGCGGUCCUGUCGGAUGGCCCAUGUUGGAUUCUCUUGUACGUUCCAUGCCACGUUCGU
Messenger RNA from Emiliania huxleyi CCMP1516, 1275 nucleotides. Its product is annotated as ornithine cyclodeaminase. Bases 42 to 1079 code for a protein of 345 amino acids. Gene Ontology annotation, cellular component: cytoplasm. The record is from RefSeq and is a predicted model, not a curated record. The transcript is spliced from 4 exons. NCBI's taxonomy places the organism in Eukaryota, Haptophyta, Isochrysidales, Noelaerhabdaceae.